AAAAAAAACAUCCUCGUUCAUACACAAGUAGUCCCCUCAAUUUCCUCCGCAACCUCAUGGCCAACCAUCAACUUCCGUCCGGGACCGUUAUCGCCUUCCUCCUCCUAGCCAUUGCGAUCACAUCCGCGUCCUCAGCGCGAAUCCUCGACGAGGAGGUACCGGCUGUCGUCCCCGCCACUGCACCCGUGGCACCCGAUUUGCCAGGAACCCCUGUUCCCACCGCAACUCCCGCGGCCGGGGUUGCGGCCACCGCCUCCCCAGGUGAUCACCCCCUGACCUUCUUCAUGCACGACGUGCUGGGCGGCACGAACCCCACGGCCAGAGCCAUGACGGGAAUCGUGACCAACCCGGCCGUCAACGGUCAGGUACCCUUCGCCAAGCCGAACGGCGCGGUCCUUCCCGUCAACAACGGCCUCCCGGUCAACAACGGGAACAGCGGGGUCAUGAACAACAACAACCUCCCCUUCCUCACCGGCCUGGGCGGAGGCACUUCCGGCGUGAUGCAAAACAACAACGGGAACAACAACUUCAACAACGGGGGGUUCGGUUUCCCCGCCUUGAACGGAAUCAACCUCCCCUCGGGGACCGCCCUCCAGAAGCUCAUGUUCGGGACGCUGAUGGCUUUCGACGACGAACUGACCGAGGGGCACGAGGGGGGUUCCGGUCUGGUGGGGAAGGCUCAGGGGUUUUACGUGGCGAGUUCCGAGGAUGGGAGCAGCCAGACUAUGGCGUUCACCGCGAUGUUUGAGAGUGGGGGUUACGCGGAUAGCAUCAGCCUUUUCGGGGUUCAUAGGACGGUUGUUUCGGAAUCGGUGCUGGCGGUUAUGGGGGGAACCGGGAAGUAUGUGAAUGCCAAGGGGUUCGCAACUGUGAAGACGUUUCCGGGUCUAAACGGGCUGUUUAAUACCGAUGGAGGAGCUGAGACUGUGGUGCAGAUCAGUUUGUUCUUGACUUACUAGCUGGUGUGUGUUUGUGUUUGGAUGUGAUGGUGGUGGUUUGUUCUUGUGUUGUUGAAAUUUGUUUGUGAGAUGUUUGAAUGCUGAAAAUCCUUUGUUCUUGUUGAAA
Messenger RNA from Rhododendron vialii, 1065 nucleotides. RefSeq names its product dirigent protein 10. The record is from RefSeq and is a predicted model, not a curated record. Lineage: Eukaryota; Viridiplantae; Streptophyta; Magnoliopsida; Ericales; Ericaceae. The coding region runs from base 57 to 959 and encodes 300 amino acids. The transcript has a single exon.